UCCAACCAUAUAUGACUAAUUCAGCAAGAAAACACUUGGAGCUUGAGUUUCCACCGUCAGGACAGCUCUUCCCAGAGAAGAUGGAAAACAGCUUCUCACCUGUCCCGUGAGACAGAGAAGAGGAUGCUCCUGCAGCAAUGAACUGCCAAGGGGUGUGUCGGGAUGAGAGUGAGAAGGAAAGCAAAAGCCUCCUCUCUACACUCUUACUAUGAAGAAAGAAAGAUACGUUUGACUUUGGUAAUGUGAGUGUUAGAAGGACUAAAGCCUUCCUGGUACCACUGAAAACAGUACGGGCACUCUUUGGAAAGGCUGGCUUUUAAAAGUUUUUGUUUUGUUUUGUUUUUUUAAUUAAAAGAAAAACCACAGAAUUUGGGCCACAUCACCCCAAUACCGAUAAGAGUCUAAAGAAAAAUAACAUUUAGCAGGACCAUUUACUAGCACAUGCCCAGCAGUAAUCAUACUCUGCAAUACAACUGUGGUUAUAAAAAGUCAGUAGCUGAUGAAACGUGGCAUUUGGUUGAUGGCAACAGUAACCUCUGUUCAGGUCUGCCGCCCUCAUGUGGUUGGACGCGUGUUCAUAGCUAACAUUUUGUUGGUUCGAGUGAUAACCUGCUGGAUCCUAUUUCACACACACAGCUGCGGACCUCCGUAAGAAAACGGGGAGGGGACCGCUCUAAGGCACCGAUUCACAGAGCCCUGAGGCCCGGUCACUGGGCGGUGGCGACUCCAGGCUGUGGGCAUCACCACUUCUUGGGAGAGGGUGUCCGCCCCUGCACUCGCAUCCUCGCUGGGCGCCCGGAGGCAUCCCUCCCCAGGCAGCGGCGGGACUCCCCCGCUCACCUCCCGGCAUCCACCGGCAUCCGCCCGCGCGCCCGGAAGAGCUGGAGCUCGGCGGUCCAAACAAAGCCCGCGGGUAUUGUUGUCUAGUGCGCUCCGAAGGUCGCCUAGACUACCCGGCGCGGCCACACCCACAGCGUCUGGCAAUCUAGACCAGUCUGGUACCAGGCAGAAAAUGGAAAAGCCUCCAGAAGAGGCUCUGGCGGAAUCAUCGGAAAACCAAAGUACAGCCAAGUCCCCAAAUGACAGCCACACAGACAGCCAGGAAGACAACAGACAGAACCAGGAUGAAGUGGAAGCUGAUGACCAGACUGAUCACGGAGCAGCUGACCAGGCUGCCCAGAUAGUGUCUGCCCCGGCUGAACCCAACGUAGUUAAUGAAGCUGACCACAAAGCAUAUGACUCCAUGGGAGAAAGAACAUCUGAUCGGGCUGACCUCAGAGCAUCCAACCAUGCUCAUCAUGUUGCCGAUCUUAGAGCAUCUGAUCAGGUUAACCGAAGCAUGUCAGAACAGAUGGACGACAAGGCAUCUAGCCAAGCUGGUGGCGUGGAGUCUGAACAGACUGACAGCCAGAUGUCUGCUCUGCCUGAACGAGGUACUUCUGAACAGACUGAACAAAGGGCUUCUGAGCAGAUUGAUCACAGAAUGUCCAGCCUAGCUGAGAGAAGAGCUUCUGAAGAGAUUGACUGUAAACCAUCUGUCCCAUCUUUACAAAGAGCCUCUGAGCAGAGCGAUCACAGAAUGUCCCUCCCGGCUGACCAAAGAGCUUCUCAACAGAUUGAAAGUAGAUUGUCUGGCCUGGUUGAGCGAAAAACUUCUGAACAGAUUGAUCAUAGAUUGUCUGACCAAGUUGACCACCGAACAUCUGUAAAGACGCACCACGAAGUGUAUGACCAAGCUACUAAACCAUCUGAACACCAGGCUGCUGACCCUGACAAGGCUGGCAGUGAAUCUGACCAGGCUGACAAUUUAGUGGAAGAAGAGGAUGAUUACACAGAAGACAACCUGUUUGACUAUGGAGCAUGUAGCCGGUCUGAUGAUAGAUUAUUCCACCAGCUUGGCUGCAGCAAGGAAGACAAAGAGGCUGACUUCAGAGUACAACCCUGCAAAUUUGAGCCUGGCCAGACAGAUGGCAGCAUAACCAAGGCUUCCCUUGAAACUGAAACGGAAAGUGUAGCUGAUCCGCAAGCAUUCAUCCCAUUUGAUCACGGAUUGACCAGUACUUCCCAAACAAAAGACCAAGCCUACUCCCCAAGAUUUCCCUCCAUCUCAUCCAAAUUGGACUAUAUCAUCAGUCAAGAAAAAACUCAACCCGUGGAAACCAAGCCUGUUGAUAUUUCAGAAUACCAGGAAAGAAGGAGUUUUCAGGCAUACAAUCAACCUUAUAAGAAGCAGUUACCUCCUAUAGUACAUGAAGAUCCUUAUCAAGUUUCACUUCGAUACGUGGAGAAACACCACAUUCUGCAAAUAUUCCAGCAGAUCACUGAAAAGCUAGUCUAUGAAAAGCCAGAAGACCCCCUGAGUUUUAUGCUGUGCCAGGAUCUUAGUUCCCCGACCAGGGAUCGAACUCAUGCCCCCUGCAUUGGGAUCACAGAAUCUUAACCACUGGACCACCAGGGAAGUCCCAUGCAAACCGCCUAUUCUUGUGAAUAAGAAGUUGUGAGUAUAUAAUUAUAAUUAUGUCUGCUGAUGUUUUUGUACUCACAUUUGUCCAGAUAUGUUUUUGUUUAAGAGGGGUGUGGACAGGUAUGGUUCCAGAUGGCUGUGUACCUAUGCUUGAAUCUUUAUGCCAAUAAUUUGAUUGGAAACAUUGUAAGGCUAAAACUCAGAUAAAGAGAAUGGUGUUGUUAUGAAUGGCAAACAAUGUUAGUGUGCCAAUGCCUUAUUCGGCUUUCAAAAGGCUAUUUUUUUACCUGCAGUGUUGGCAGAAUUUGCAACAAGUUGACACCAGACAGACAGUGGUAGUGUGGCUUAUUCUUAUGAACAGAUAGGAUUCCAAUGGGUAGAGUUAAGUUGUCUGCCUAAUUCUGUGUUUUAAUUUUUUUAAGAAAGCCAAAGCAGUCCUCCUCAAACUCCAUUAAAAUUACAGUAAAUAUUUACAAAAAGAAGUAAAUCCAUUUUAAUACUCAAAGCAAAAGGGAGAGAAGCCAGAGAUUUUUAUGAUUUCUGUAAACGGAAAGCAGAUGGGGCAACAAUAAUGGAUAAAUUAGGGCAGACAACCCACCUAAAACCCACAGAAGCAGCUAAGUGCAGGAUGUUUUCCAGGCAGACCUCAGACAGCUCCACAGUCAGCGUGGGCAGGUACAGGGGAGAGGAGUGAGCGGUGAGUAACAAAGGACUCCUCCUUUCUUACGACCUUUAUACUCUAUUUUAGUCACCCACCACUGGAGCCACACCUUGUCAUCACCAAAACUGUCCCACAAUGAAAUCACGCAUAUAGUCAAAUUACACUUCCGGAAAUGACACUGAACCUGGAGAAUUUUAUAGAGAAGAUUUGUUUCACAUUUUUAUAAUGAGAGAAAAGUGGGGAUAAUUGUCCAACCUCAAAAUUGACCAACCACAGAUUGAUCAAAUAAAUUGUGGCAUAUCCAUGCAAUGAAAUUCUAUUCAUCCAAUUAACGUUGCUGUAAUUAUUGUUUAAUUAUUUGGAUGAGUAUAGUUGGAUCUACCCCGUAUCAUAUAACAACAUACACAUACAUACACAACAAUAUACAUAUUUACAUAUAAAGAGUUAAACAGAGAAAGAGACAGACAGACUGAAGAGAGAAAAGAAUAGGAAAAUAUGAAAUCUUGACGUGGAAAGCUCUUUUUAAACGUAAUGCCAAAGGCAGAAAUUAUUAAGGACAAUAUUUAUAUAACUGACAUGAAAUAUUUUUAAAUGUAUGAGAAAAAGUUAGCAAAAAGGCAAACGAUUAAUUGAGAGUAAUAGAUGCAAUGAAUAUGUCAGGUCAAUAUCCUAAAUAUGUAACAAAUUCCCAGAAAUCAGUUUUUAAAACUGUAAAUACCCCCAGUCAAAGAAGAGGGCCAAGAAUAUGAGUGGGAAACUUACUGAAGAUAACAUAUAAAUAGCCAAAGAAAUAUAAAUUAACACAAAAAUUAGAUACCAAUUAAAUAUUUUUUAUAAACAAACAAAAAAAAACUUUCAUAGAUGAUACCUACUCUGGCUUAAAGUGCAGAGAAAUGGGCACUUUCUUAUACUCCUGUGGGGAGUAUAUAUUUUACAACCUCUCUGGAAUGCAGUUUGAUCCCAUGAAUCCAAAAACUUUAAAAUGAAUAUACCCUUUAGCCAGAAAUUCUAAUUCUAGGAAUUUGUAUGAAGAAAAUAAUGAAAUGUGGUUAAAAUUUUCCAUAGCAUUAUUUAUAAUAUUGAAAAAUUGAAAAUCUGAAUUUUCAACCUGAGAGAUUCAGUAAGUACAUAAUAACAUAUUCAUAUGGUGAGAUACAAUACAUCCACUAAAAUUAUGUUGUAGAAUAAACUCAUAGGGAAAUGUCUGCACGGUAUUGUAAGUAAAAAUAACUGGUUUAGAAGACUGUAAAUAAGUAUGAUCCCAAUUAUUUUGUGAGAAAAUGUAAAGAAGAAAGGUUGAACGUGCCAUGAAGGUAAAUGCCAUGGUUUAUUCCGGCUAGUACUGUACCUGACACGUAAUAGUACCUCAAAUAGUUCCUAAAUGGAUGGUUCCACACCAAAAUGUUCAUUGUGUUUAUCACUGAGUAAGGAAGUAUAGUGAUUUUUAUUUUCUACAAUGAACAUUCAUUCAUUUUGUUAUCAGAAUAGAAUAAUGAAUGUUGUUUUUAAAGCAGAGAAUAAUUUAGGGCAAUACUUAAAGAAAUACAGAUACCAAAAAAAAAAAAAGAAAUGUAGAUACCGCCAUAUAAUUGGCACUUUGGUCCUGUGCUUGUGGCUCUACUCAAACACUAUUUAAUAAAAUGAAUUUUUUUCCCCCAGGACUGAGUAGACCUAACUCACCCUAAACCUCCCGGAUCAGAAAUUCAUUCAUUCAUUUGAAACUUACUCUAGUUUUGGUGAAGCAACAAGGGCAGAGGAAAAAAGACAACAAAUAAAUUAAUAAGAUAAUAAUCGACUGUGAUUAUUUUUUGAAGGAAAUAAAACAUGAUUAUAUGAGAAAAAGUCACUGGCAUGGAGAAGGCAGGGUACUUUAGGUAGGGAGAUAAGGAAAGGCUUCUCAGAGGAAGUGAGAGCUGAGCUGCAUUUCAAGGUUGAUGGGAACCACUGGGAGAAAUGGAUUUCCGCUAAUGGGAAUAGCAAGUGCAAUAACCCUGUGGCUGGAACAUACAUAGGGUGAAAGUAGUACCUAAUGAAGCUGCAGAAGAGUACAUGGGCAACUUGUAAGCCAUGGUAAGGAGUUUGGAUCUUAUGCUGAGGGCAGAGAGAGCUACUGGACUUUUUAAACAAAGGAAUGACAAAAUCUGAUUUAUUGUCUUAAAAGUUCUCAGCACAGUUCUGAUAAAGAGGGUAGCUUUAAAUUGCAUUACGGAAUCUUCUGCCCCCAAAAUCUAAUAAAAUAAACAAAAACUUUAAAAAAUCAAAAGUAUAUAUACUUAGUAAAUACCAAAUUGAGAGACCACAACCUAUUCACUGUUCUUCAAAAGCUGGUGGCCAGGGAAAGAAAAAGAAAUUUCUGGGGGGAAAGCAGAGAAACACAGCUGUAUUUGUAAGAAGACAAAGGUCUACAAUUCUUACUCUUACCCUUACAUCCAGACAGCGUUGCUUCAUCUUUAUUUGGACUUCUAACCAGGAAGUAGUGUAGUGGGCAUGAGUGAGGGGGCCAGCUGGCUCCUGACGGAGGUGCCAUUUCAGAGCUAGAUUCCCAAAUGAGACUUGGACCCAAGCCCUGGAGUCUUCGAACAUAAUUGGUCAGGCCAAGAAGGAGACAGCUAUGGGGACUGAGAAGGAACAACCAGAGAGAUGGAAGCACAAGGAGAAUAUGGUAUGAUGGAAGCCAGAAGAGAAAAGCAGUAUGAGAAAGAUGGUGUCAUCAGCUGUACCAUCAGCUGCUGAGCGACUGAGUAAAAUGAAGACAAACGAGAGUCCACUGUUGUUUAUAAAACAGAAGCAGACUCACAGACAUAGAAAACAAACUUAUGGAUACCAAAGAGGAAAGGGGGCUUAGGGGUAAAUUGGAAAUUUGGGUUCGCGGAUACACACUGCUAUAUAUAAAUAAACAACAAGGGCCUACUGUGUAGCACAGGGAACAAUACUCAAUAUCUUGUAGUAACCUAUAAUGGAACAGAACUGAAAAAGUAUAUGCAUAUAACUGCGUCACUUUGCUGUACACCUGAAACACUGUAAAUAAACUGUAUUUCAAUAAAAAUAAAUAAUAA
Orcinus orca (killer whale) is the source of this 6181-nucleotide messenger RNA. It is a transcript of the gene TEX55, whose product is annotated as testis expressed 55. Lineage: Eukaryota; Metazoa; Chordata; Mammalia; Artiodactyla; Delphinidae. The record is from RefSeq and is a predicted model, not a curated record. The transcript is spliced from 4 exons. Gene Ontology annotation, cellular component: nucleus. Bases 1013 to 2440 code for a protein of 475 amino acids.